Punica granatum (pomegranate) is the source of this 1155-nucleotide messenger RNA. Lineage: Eukaryota; Viridiplantae; Streptophyta; Magnoliopsida; Myrtales; Lythraceae. The record is from RefSeq and is a predicted model, not a curated record.
UCCUAUUAUUUCACUCUUAUGGAGUGAAGAGUAUCGAGGGACCAAAGAGGAUAGAAAUGGGGGGAGGAGCCAUGCGGGGCACUGUUCUUCCAACGACUCCGACCGGGACUCCAUCUUCCUCGAGCGGCCUUUUCUCCCCUUCUUCCUCGUAUUCUUCGAACCCUUUUCCUCCUAACUUCCCCGCUUCGGCCAACUACUCUGCCUCCUCCCAGACGUUGGGACCUCGCCCUUCAGCUUCCUGCCAAGACCCUGACAAUGGACCACUUGGAGGUGGUGCAAGAGGAGGAGGUUUCACUUUCGGCUCUUUCAUCUCUUCCGUCUUCGGGCCCGUGCCUUCGCAACUCGAGAUCGAGCGUGCCAUCGCUGCUCUGCAAGAUUUUCUGCACGUAAUUUCUUCAUCCGGGUUGGAGAGAAAUUGGGUGCAGCUGCUAGGAUGUUGUCACCCGAGAUUACUCCUUUCCGCGGGACUUGGGAGGGUUACUCAUGCUCUCCAUCUGUUGCAAACAGACCCAUCUAUUAAGAGAUUGGUGGUCUCUCUAUCCUCUGACAGAGCUCUUUGGGAAGCUAUUCUGAACAAUGAGUUGGUGCGAAAGCUCCAGCAGUCACUCUCUACAGCAGAAAUUAGAAGGCCCAGGAUCAGCGAGGAAGCAUCGUCAGAGCCAGACUCGGGUUCGGACAAUUUGUGGUGGUUUUUGGACAUCGUGAAAGAAAAGAUUAUGGAACUCAUCGAGAAAUUCAAGUCUCUCAUGGACGAAAUAUUCAAGCAACACUACGGCAGAGCAAAGCAGCCAACAGCUGAAGAUACAGCUCAGUUGGAGGAAAAAGUCCGAUCUUCAUUACUGCUAACGGUUGUUAUCCUGUUGAUGGUGGUUCUGGCACGGGUUCGCGGAGCUUAGCAUUCAUCAUUGAUUAAAAACGGGGUAUUUUACUGUACAUUUCACACAAAUGUGUGAAAGCAAAAUGGUGCAUGUGCAUAAAUAAAGUUCAAGAAUGGAAGCUGCAUCAUAUUGUACCCAUUCAAGUACUGAGGGAUGUAGCUAAUGUCCAUCUAUGUUAUGUGUGAUUACGGUACUUAUCGACUCAAAGAGUCAGCUUUGCAAUAAUAGCUUUAUGUACCAAUUUAGUGACAGAACAUGAAAACAGAUUAUCUCUAUU